Cyphellophora attinorum is the source of this 462-nucleotide messenger RNA. Its product is annotated as Acyl-coenzyme A thioesterase 13. The record is from RefSeq and is a predicted model, not a curated record. The transcript has a single exon. The coding region runs from base 1 to 462 and encodes 153 amino acids. Lineage: Eukaryota; Fungi; Ascomycota; Eurotiomycetes; Chaetothyriales; Cyphellophoraceae. Gene Ontology annotation, molecular function: fatty acyl-CoA hydrolase activity.
AUGUCUGCAAAGUCGCCUCUCGAGUCGGUCCAAUCAUGCUGGGAAAGAGUCAGCUCGAACUCGCCCGUGUAUAAUUUCUUCUUCAAGGAUAUGAAGAUCGUAUCUGCGAAGCAUGGAACAAUGACUGCACAAUGUACCGUCAACGAGAAUAUGAUAAACUCGAAGGGCGGUCUGCAUGGAUCUGUCUCGGCCACGAUAGUAGACUGGGCUGGCGGAAUGGCGAUUGCUUCUACAGGACUCGAAAAGACGGGAUUGAGCACUGACAUUCACGUCUCAUAUGUGAGUACCGCCAAGCUCGGUGAUGUCUUGACCAUAGAAGGGAUUGCGAGUAAGGUCGGAAGGAAUAUGGGAUUCACGACAGUCACAAUCUCGAAAGGUCAAAGCGAACAAAGUACGGUUGUUGCCCACGGCACGCACACAAAGUACAUCCUGCGAGACCAGGAGAGCAAGACCAAGGCUUGA